UCCAUCGUGGCUCCCUAGUAAAUAUUUACAAUGAACUGUCUAGUAAGAGCAACAUGAUGUAUAACAAUGAAAAAUCUUCCGAAUAUUUCCAUGAAGCUAUGAUUUGUUUAGAAAAGUUCAAGUGGCUUUAUAACGUUCCUUUGACAAAUAUAUUAAUUGAUCAAUCAUUAAAUAAAAUACCAUUUACAUGGUUAAGCAUUUUGGGAAGAUUGCACCAUAAACAAUUAAAUUGUUUUGUAACAAAAUUAGACAUGCAAUUACAUUGGCCAACAUCAUUUACAGAGUUUCUUAAUACAUGUAAAAAAUUGAAUAAAUUGCCACGUUUGAAAAUGACGUUAUUAACAAAAUUGCCAAUAAAAUUCAGAAAGGAUGUUAACUUAAAAAAACAGCAUGAAAUACUAUAUUUUUCUCGAUUAAUUCAUUACAAUUGUUUGUUACAAAAUAUUUCUGUAAUUGUUGAUCUUGGUACAGGUUUGGGAUAUAUUUGUCAAUUAUUGAAUUAUCUAUAUGGAUACAAAAUAUUAGCACUAGAUUCAAGUCAUCUAAAUAUUGAUAAAGCCAAAUUGAGACAACAAAAUUUUUUUCCUGAUUCCAUUUCAACUAUAAAAUACAUAUGUACCAAUAUAACUGCAGAUUCAGAUAAAUUUAUAGAAUCAACUCUAGAAAAGGAAUUUAAAGAAAAGAAGAAAUGUUGCUUGAUAGGACUCCAUGCUUGUGGAGAUCUUAGUAUUCAUGCAUCAAACAUGCACUUAAAAAUGAAAAUUGCUCGACUUUUAGUUCUUGUUUCAUGUUGUUACCACAAGUUAAGUUAUGAAGAAAUAAAUAGAAAUAAUAUGUACAUUAAUAGGAAAGAAUACUUUAAAUAUUUUCCGCUAUCAAAUGAAUUCAAAAAUACUAUUCGCCUACUAUGUAUAGAUACAGGGAACUUACUCAAAAGGACAUUUCUGCGAUUAGCAAGCCAAGAAACUUCAGAUAGAUGGUUUACAAUUGAUAAAACAAGUCAUAAUAAUCAUUCUCUGUACACUUUAUCACGAGCAGUUCUUGAACUAUAUGCUUAUAAUAAUAACCUCAAAAUAAAAAAGGUAAUUAGAAAAGGAACAAGGAAGUCUCAUUGCUUAAAUUUCAAAGACUAUUUAAAACUUGCUAUGGUUUGCUAUGAAUAUGAAAAAACUAAUGAUGACAACCUAUCAGUCAUCAAGUUUUUAUGGACUCAUGAAGUAGAAAGAAACAUUUUAUCUUUAUGGGAUAGAAAUUAUGAAAAAUUAUACAUGAUAGAACCAUAUACUGCUUUGCAAAUGGUUUUGCAGAAUGUAGUUGAGUCACUAGUGCUUAUUGAUAGAAUGCAUUUUUUAAAAGAGCAAAAUUGUAAUCCAGUUUUGUUCCCUGUUACUGAUAGAUCAUUAUCUCCAAGAUCUUUUGCAUUAAUAUCAAAUAAAAUUACUUGA
Phymastichus coffea is the source of this 1445-nucleotide messenger RNA. RefSeq names its product methyltransferase-like protein 25B. Bases 54 to 1445 code for a protein of 463 amino acids. The record is from RefSeq and is a predicted model, not a curated record. Lineage: Eukaryota; Metazoa; Arthropoda; Insecta; Hymenoptera; Eulophidae. The transcript is spliced from 4 exons.